AUGGCAGAAGGAUUUUCUAGGCCAACACGACUCUCGUUUGAAGGCAACGUGGCUGAGAAUUGGCGUCGCUUCAAACAGAACUAUGAAAUAUACAUUGUUGCUGCAGGACAUAGUCGGAAAUCAAAGAAAGAAAAGUCAUGCAUCCUCUUAAAUCUAGCUGGCGAAGAUGCGGUUGAAAGAUAUAAUUCUUUUACCUACAACGAAGAGGAAGACAAAGACGAUCCAGAAAUUCUAGCGAAGAAAUUUGAAGAAAUUUGUAUGCCGCUUAAGAAUUUAACAUUCGAAAGACAUUUAUUUCAUACAAGGAAGCAAAGUCCGUCAGAGUCGAUUAGUUCCUUUGUUACAGAUUUGAAAAACAUUGCUCGAAAGUGCGAGUUUGGUGACCUCGAGAGCGAACUUAUUAAAGAUCGUAUUGUGUGUGGGAUUAACAGUGAUGCAGUAAGAAAGAUUCUCCUUCGCGAAACAAGUUUAACUUUAGACAAAGCUCUAAACAUAUGCAGUGCAAACGAACUGUCGGAACAACGAGUAAAAGAUCUUACUAAUUAUCAAGAUGUCGAUGAACUGAAGGCUAGGAAGAAUUCGAAAACCUCAAGAGGAAGUUACACAAACUUACGUCAAACAAAAGAAGAUAAACAUCGAGGACAAAGAUUCGUAUUAAAGAACAAUUGCAGAAACUGUGGAGGAAAACAUCUUCCAAAGCAAUGCCCAGCUUUUGGAAAAAUAUGCCACAAAUGUCAUAAGAAAAACCACUUUGCUCGGGUAUGUCUAACGUCUACACAAAGGUCACAAAGAACAGUUCAUGAAGUUAGUGAUGAAAAAUUGUUUAUUGGUGCUGUUAAUGCAAUCAAACCUACGCAACAACGCACAAGCUCAAAAGUCGACUAUCGAAUGAAUAUUGAAGCUGUAGAAAAAAGCAAAGACGAGUGGUAUUCUGAACUCAAGUUUGGCAGACAUUUGGUGAACGUGAAGGUGGAUACAGGCGCAAAAUGUAAUGUGCUUUCUAAAAAAUUGUUCGACAAAGUCACAGAAGCUGAGCAACAAGUUACCAAAACAAAUACAAAGCUAAUGUCGUAUAGUGGAGAUUCAGUUCAAACCUUGGGACAAGCAGUGAUGACGUGUUCUUACAAAGACAAACGAUACAAUCUUCUUUUCUAUAUAGCGACACACGAUGUAAAGCCUAUUCUUGGUUUACCUGAUUGGGAGCGUUUGGGUAUGGUGAAAAGAAUUAAAGAUGUCAAACCUAUUUUCACUAGCGACGAUAUUCUCAAUGAAUAUGCAGAUCUCUUCGAUGGCAAACUAGGAUGUUUACCCAUUAAACAUCAUAUCAGUGUCAAUCCAAAUGUAAAAUCUACAAUUCAUCCUCCUCGACGCGUUCCAGUAGCUAUGAGAACGAAAAUUAAAGAAGAGUUAGAACGAAUGCAACAGAUGGGUGUCAUCGAUCCUGUAGAAAAACCUACGGAAUGGGUUUCGUCAAUGGUAACAGUGGAAAAACCAAACAAGUUACGAAUAUGUAUUGAUCCUGGACAUCUUAAUGAAGCCAUUCAGCGAGAACAUUACCCUCUCUUAACAAUAGAAGAAGUCGUAUCAAGACUACCUGGAGCUAAAAUUUUCUCCGUAUUCGAUGCAGCCUCUGGAUUUUGGCAGAUACCUCUAGAUAAAGAUUCCAGUUAUCUUACAACAUUCAAUACGCCUUUUGGCAGAUACAAAUUCAAUCGUCUCCCAUUUGGUAUAUCCUCAGCACCUGAAGUGUUCCAAAAAGCUAUGCACCAGCUGUUUGACAGAAUAGACGGUUGUGAAAUUAUAAUGGAUGAUAUCUUAGUAUGGGGAACAACAGAGAAAGAGCAUGAUGAAAGAAUUAUCAAAGUGCUGAAUAGAGCUCGUGAAAUCAAUCUCAAAUUAAAGAAAGAAAAAACAAAAGUUAAAGUAACAAAUGUAGAUUACAUGGGACACAAAAUAACGUCAGACGGUCUUCAAUCCGAUCCUGAAAAGAUUAAAGCAAUAUUAAACAUGCCAAUUCCUAAAGAUAAGAAAGAUCUUCAAAGAUUUCUUGGAAUGGUUCAAUAUUUGGCCAAGUUUAUUCCUUAUCUUUCAGAAAUGGCAAGUCCCCUUAGAGAUAUGUUAAAGAAGGAAAAUGAUUGGUGCUGGUUAGAUCAACAUCAAAUAGUGUAUGACAGAAUCAAGAAAUCCUGUGGAGAGCAUCCUGUAUUGCAAUUCUACGAUGUAUCAAAAGAUGUGACAUUGUCCGUAGAUGCAAGUAUGUCAGGUUUAGGAGCAGUUUGUCUUCAAAAUGGCAAACCAGUUGCUUAUGCAUCGAGAGCUUUAACUGAAUGCCAAAAGAAAUAUGCACAAAUUGAAAAAGAAUUACUUGCAAUUGUAUUUGGAUGUGAAAAAUUCCAUGAUUACAUCUAUGGCAGAGAUGUCAAUGUUGAAACAGAUCAUAAUCCCUUAGAGCAGAUUUUCAAGAAGCCCCUUCAUCAAUCUCCAUUGAGACUCCAGAAAAUGCUGCUGAAACUUCAAAAGUACAGUUUGAAAGUCUCGUUUAAGAAAGGAGCAGAACUUUAUUUCGCGGAUCAAUUAAGUCGAGCGUAUAUCCAAGAAGAAUCAGAUGAUCACUUAGAAGAUUUUGAGAUAAAUGUUGUCUUGCCAGUAAGUGAAGAGAAAAUGAAACAAUUAAAGGAAGAGACAAAGAAAGAUAAAGUAAUGAAAAUGCUACGACAGUACGUAGAAAAUGGAUGGCCAGAUCUACGCAGUAAAGUUGAUUUGGAUGUUUUAAAUUACUGGGACUUUAAAGAGACUCUUUCAGUACAAGAUGACCUACUGUUUAAAGGAGAUCGAGUAAUAAUUCCUAAGUCAUUAAGAACUGAUAUGUUGAAAGCUAUACAUCAAGGACAUUUUGGAUCUGAAUCAUGCAAACGUAGGGCUCGAGAGUGUUUAUAUUGGCCAAAGAUGAGCUUAGAAAUAGAAGCAGAAGUUAGAAAGUGUGAAAUCUGCAAUGCCCAUAAGAGUCAUCAACAAAAGGAGCCUCUACAAUCACAUACUGUACCACAUCGACCGUGGAGUAAAGUUGGAGCAGACCUGUUUGAAUUGAAUGGUAGAAGCUAUCUUCUUAUGGUAGAUUACUACAGUGGAUUCUUUGAAAUUGAUUACUUGUUAAAUACAACAUCAAAAACAGUUAUCACAAAGAUGAAAUCUCAAAUUGCGAGAUAUGGAAUUUUCGAAGAUCUUAUAACAGAUAAUGGUCCACAAUUCAGGAGUAAAGAAUUUCGUGCAUUCUCAUUACAGUAUGGAUUUAAACAUACAACAAGUUCACCAGGAUAUCCAAAAAGUAACGGCAUGUCAGAACGUGCUGUGCAGACAGCAAAAGCAAUCAUAAAGAAAGCAAAAUAUGAUAACACCGAUCCUUAUUUAGGACUCCUUAAUUAUAGAAAUACACCUAGAGAUGAAAUUGUUGGCAGUCCAGCUCAACGACUAAUGGGACGAAGAACUAGGACAUUACUACCAAUAUCAGAGAAGUUACUUGAAUUUCAACCAUUAAACCCUGUUAAUGUUCAAGAAAAAUUGGAAAUGUAUCACAAGAAACAAAAAAAGUUUUAUGAUCGAAAUGCAAAAACACUUCCACCAUUAAAAGAAGGAGAUAAGGUACGUAUAAAAACAGAAAAAGGCUUCCAAAAGAAAGGAAUCGUGGAAAAAUCGUUACUUGAGCCAAGAUCGUAUUUGGUUACGUCUGAUGGUACCUACUAUAGAAGGAAUAGAAAUCAUUUAUUAAAGAUUAAUGAAGAAUCGAGAAGUCAAGAUACAGAUAAGUCUUAUAGUGAGAACAAUAGAUCUUAUAAAAAUCGUAAUGAAAGUACUAACAACAGUAAUAUACGAACUCGGUAUGGACGUCUAAUCAAAAAACCUAAUAGAUAUUCUUAUUAG
Xenia sp. Carnegie-2017 is the source of this 3918-nucleotide messenger RNA. RefSeq lists its product as uncharacterized. Bases 1 to 3918 code for a protein of 1305 amino acids. Gene Ontology annotation, biological process: DNA integration. The record is from RefSeq and is a predicted model, not a curated record. The transcript has a single exon. NCBI's taxonomy places the organism in Eukaryota, Metazoa, Cnidaria, Anthozoa, Malacalcyonacea, Xeniidae. Gene Ontology annotation, molecular function: nucleic acid binding.